UAAGAGGCCUGAGCUCUGCACAUUCUCGGAUCCCUUCCAGAGCCUGGGACUCCAUGACUGGUAUUUGGAGUGAUAGCGUCCCUAACUCCAAUUCUCUCUGAUUUGCUGCUGUAGCUUCUAGGCUCAGAGAGACUGCAUCUUCCUAACAGAUAUCAGGUGCAGUGUAAGCUGCAGAUACCUGCGCAGCUGGCUCAGCCUUUAAUCAUGGAAAGAAGGCUCCUAAAGAAGGAGGUGAAAAGGCUCCUGGGCGAUUAUAUUGGCAUCAGACUUCGGGAAAAGGAGUUUGACCCAAAAGGAAGAAGGCAACUCACCUUUCUAGAUGAUAUGGCGCACUAUGACCUGGCCAUCAAUGUUGCUUUGCAAUGGCUGGAUCGCUCGGAAGACUUAACUUGGCUGGAGUGGGAAAAAGUGAAAAAGCCCUUUCGUGGCAGGCCCAUAUACCCAAACCACAGAGAAAGAGAAGCAAUGAUCUUAUCAUCUUAUGCUGGAAUCUUAAUGAACAGCAUCCCAAUCGAAGAAGUCUUUAAAAUUUACGGGGCGGAUUCUUCUGCCAAUGCUGGUGCUACCAAGGUUCCCCGAGCUCCACCUUCCCGCCUCUCCUUGCACCCUUUUGCCAUGUUAACAGCACCCAAAGCAGCAGAAUGUGCCCGCAAACAGAGUAAGCCUGCUUACUUCCAUCCGUUAGAGAAGUUUAACACAGGAGGGGGACUCACCACAUCAGGUCAGAGGUGGCAUGGUAAGAACAGCUCUCUGGUUGAAUUCGAAAGAACCAGGAGUACUGACGGCUUGACUUCCCUCUACUGUCGAAACCAGGGAAGUAUUUCUUAGACACCUUGGUAAUGGGAGCAAAACACUCAUGAAGGGAAAGAUCUAGAACUGUGGGUGGACUCCUUUUUUAAAAGGUGUUUUUGUUGUUGUUCCUACAUGUGUCUCUAGGUGUCAAGCUAAGAAGGGGAGCAACGAAUAAAAAUGCCACCAGCAGCUCUAGGAGGGAAGCAAAUGCCACGGAACAGAAAUCAUCAAAAAAGUUACCUUUGGACACACAGCCAA
Molecule: messenger RNA, 1050 nt
Organism: Myotis daubentonii (Daubenton's bat)
Lineage: Eukaryota; Metazoa; Chordata; Mammalia; Chiroptera; Vespertilionidae
Gene: C7H2orf80
Product: chromosome 7 C2orf80 homolog
Source: RefSeq, a predicted model, not a curated record